Molecule: messenger RNA, 1390 nt
Organism: Puntigrus tetrazona (Sumatra barb)
Lineage: Eukaryota; Metazoa; Chordata; Actinopteri; Cypriniformes; Cyprinidae
Gene: ubald1b
Product: UBA-like domain containing 1b
Exons: 3
Coding region: 137-595 (152 amino acids)
Molecular function (GO): protein binding
Source: RefSeq, a predicted model, not a curated record
CGCUAAGUGGGACGGUUGAACUCACAACAUUUCUUUUUUGUUUCUAGUCGGCCAGGUUGAUGUUUGAGUGCGGCUUUUUGGGAAGACUGCAAGCUGAAACUUCGCAACUGACGAAAUCGCAGGGGUUUUCUUAAAUAUGGACGAGCUUAGGCGUCAAGUUAUGAUAAACCAGUUCGUUCUCACAGCCGGAUGUGCGGCAGAUCAAGCAAAGCAGCUUCUACAAGCGUCACACUGGCAGUUUGAGACUGCUCUCAGUACAUUUUUCCAAGAGGCCAAUAUUCCUUACGGCCAUCAAAUGAUGUGCACUCCAGCCAACACACCGGCGACGCCCCCCAACUUCCCAGAUGCCCUAGCCAUGUUCUCCCGGCUUAAAGCCUCAGAGAGCUUCGGAAACAGCAGUCCCAUCGCUUCUAUGGCCACGUCACCAGCUCCUCACACCAACUGGGCCAUGAGCCCCCCGGCAACCCCUGGUCACCAGGGUCGAUGGACUCCAGGUCAGCUCAUGCCCCAAACGCCCUCAGCAGGCUGGCCCGCGGCUGUGACCCAGCAAGCCUCCGCCGAGCACGCUAGCAUCGUCAUGGAGGCCGAGAGAUAGAGACUGCUUCGAUUAGCCAUCACACCUUACAGGAAGAGGAGGAUGGACCUUCCUCUUGGAGACUUGGGCAGUCGUGGAGGUAAAACGGUGCGAAGAGGUCGCUGUGGAGGAACGCCGCGUGGCCUCUUCUCUGAGGUCACGGGAGAUCUGGGAGUUUUUUAAAAUGCUUUUCUUUUGGCGAUAACCAAAUAAAGAUGGACAGAAUGAGUAAUCGUGUAGCAUAUUCACAGAAAACCUCAGACAAAUGAAUGUGUUGCUGAAUAAUGUCAGUUCUCAAGUAAUGGUGAAUACUCUAUUUUGCACUGUGCACUAAACAAUAGUUACUCGCCGUCGUGUCAUUUUAAACCUAUUAAAACUUAAUUUUGUGGACAAAAUGCUUUUUUUGCAUUUCUUCUUGUUCCACAGAGAGUUAUAAGGGUUUGGAAUGACAUCAGGGUGAGUGAAUGAUUGAUUUUUAUUUUUUUGGCUGAACGUCUCUUUAUUCAACAGGUUUACUGUAGAAAAAGGACUGGUCUGUAAUUUUUCGACUUCUUUAUGACUUUGCAAUGAACCAAAUUGGCAUUUUAUAUUAAAAUAAUGGUAUAAGAAGUGUUUUAUACCCAGAACGUUGGACUCUCUCCGCACUUGCAGAACAUUUGUUUUAUCUCAAAUCCCUAUUUAAAUAUGAUUUCUUUUCACCGAUCAUCUCCCUCUAACUGUGUUCACACUGCCUCCACAAUAUUUGUGGACUAUGUGAUGGUUAUUAUUUCCUGUUUGUAGUGUUUUUAAAUAAAUAUUGUGUAUAUAUAUUGCAAA